This is a messenger RNA of Adineta steineri, 861 nucleotides long. The record is from the annotation of a GenBank genome assembly. Lineage: Eukaryota; Metazoa; Rotifera; Eurotatoria; Adinetida; Adinetidae.
AUGGAUGAUAAUAUUCAAAAUAACAAACGGCCAGUUGUACGUGUCUGCACAUUUAAUUUACGUUCCGAUGAAAUAGAUCAUGGCACACCAAAUGCAUGGGAAAAACGAAGACCUAUUCUCAAACAAUGUUUAGAAAAUAUGCAACCAACUAUCAUUGGAACACAGGAAGGUGAACCACCACAACUUAAAGAUAUUCUUGAUGAUUUAAAUGAAACUACACAAUGUUGGUCAUGGGUAGGUGAAGAAUUUGAUCAUUGGCGUAUAGCUAAUGCAAUAUUCUAUCGUCACGAUAUAUUUUCACUUAUUUCAACAAAAACGUUUUUUUUUAAUGAACAUCCAUCAACACCCGGUUCUGCAUGGGGUGCUAAACAUUCACGCGCUGGUGUUUACGCUCAUUUUCAACAUAAAAUCACACAACAUCCAUUUAUUAUCUAUAAUAUUCAUAUCGAUUAUCCAUCAAAAAAAGCUCGACAUCAUUCAAUACCUGUUCUUCUUUCACAAAUCAAAGAAAAUAAUGAUCAUUAUGAUAAUGUAAUCAUUACCGGUGAUUUCAAUAAUUGGCCUGAAGAUGUUGAAGGUGAUAAACCUAUUGACGAAUUGAUUGUGUUAGGACAAAAAGCAUCAGAAAUUUUACAAAUGAAAGAAGCUGGUUUUGUUGAUACAUAUAAACAUGGUGAAACACCAACAUUUAAUGGUUUCCGAUCAGCUGGUUAUGGUCCGAAAAUAGAUUUUAUUUGGAUAUCAUCGAAUAGUGUUUACCGGGUUGAAGGUGAAACAAAAGUCGAUACUUAUCAUGAUAAAAAUGGUUUUUUUCCAUCGGAUCAUUUUCCUGUUUAUGCUGAUUUGAUACAUACAUCUUAG